CGAGGGGGAGCUCGGAGAACUCUCGUGUAACAUCACAUGCCGUUGGCUCUGCACGCAUCCUUGCCUUGGCCUCCUCCAGUCGCGUCGUCCCGCCUACUCACAUGCCUACCGACGUCCCCACGCCGGAAUGAACGACACGACAGGACAACCACACCAACCAACAUUAACCGACGAACGAAGCAUGACAUCGACGCAGCUCAAGAUCAAGGCUGUGCUCGGAGAACUGAUCCAACGCGAGACGGGCCUCACAAUCGAGAAUGACGCAGAGAACUUUACAAUCGCUCGAGAUUAUGCGCUGGGCAAGUUCAAACACCACAAAUUCGGACGCACAAACCAGUUCGACGUGAUCUCGCGACUCGAAGGAUUGGAAGAGAAAUUUCGAAUCCUUAACGGCGAAGCGCUCGCCGACGCACUCCAGUCCCGAAUUGCUGAACUCAAAGCCCUCAUCGACAUCGGAAGCUCCAAGAAUAGCGUUCCGGAGUCUCUCCACCUGCUGCUCGAACUCUCGAACGAACCUCUCAAAAACACACAUCUCUCCGAUCUCGAGCGACUGAUACCUCCUUCGCCGCCGAAAGAGCUGACCUGGGCGGAUAUCAUUGCCGAUGAUCCUCUAGAAGGCGAAAUUUGGGAUGAUGUCGACUUUGCUGCAGAGAGUAGCGACGCAUGGUCCGGAGACGAGACUGCGGUUCUUCCUAUACGAGAACGGUUACGGAGGGUAGGCGAAGAGUUCGACAGCACCAAUAAUGCCAAGCGGAGGAAGAAGCGGAGGGGGGAUGAAGAGAGCGAUGACGAAGAGGAGUACAGGACGUCUAGAGUAGAGGGACUUCUCGUCGAUGGGGACCGCGCUGGGUUGGAGACGCUCAAGACUGCCCAGUACUGGGUAAGAGGGGUCGAACCGACCGAGAACGAGGUGGAUGUGGCCCUGGGGGGCGCUACGGACUUGAACCAAGUUUGGAUAGUAUCGGAACUCCAGGCGCUGCGUGAGGUGAUAUUCAUGUUGCUCGGCCAUCCUUGCGCUCUUCUGAAAAGGGGCGAUGGAGACGAUGCAUUCAUCGUUCGGAUAGAUCUUGAGGUACUUGAGAAACGGUUUGCGCUACGCCAUGCAUCUUUAAAAGGAUUUGAAGCGGUGCUGGAGUGGUUUGCCGUUCAAGGCACAAACCUGAAUAGAAUCCGAGAAUUCACCCGGAACAAGGAGGAUUCUCCUGAACGGCAAUCGUUCGUAGCUGCUGUGGAAGAGAAGGUCAUUGCUUUGGACAAAGAGCUGAUAGCCAUUGAGGAGAAGUAUGUCGGUAAAAGUGAAUCACAGGUCGUCUCCCUACUCGCACUCCAAUCCCAACUGGAGCCAUUGAUACGACCGUUUGCGAGCCUGUGUCGCAUCAUCACAAACUUGAACAAUUCGUCUCAUCUAGAACAACUAUACCUUGCAGCCUGUGCACUCCAAUCCACUGGAAACAUGCCGGCCUAUAAUUUCAUAGCAACCAUAUUCUUCUCUUGCCUCCGGACCUAUCUCCGCCCGAUCCGUCUCUGGAUGGAGGAAGGAUUGAUCCCGCCGGCAAGUGAUUUCCUGAUCGCGCAGAUCGAGCCCACUGCCGAGGUGGAGCUUGGAAAUUUCUGGCACUCACAAUUUCACCUCCGCCGCAAACCUCAUGGCAGUCUCAAUGCUCCCUCGUUCGUACAUCCUGUGGCACAGCGUAUCCUCACGACCGGUAAAUCCGUUGUCUUUCUGAAGCUGCUUCUACCCACAGCAGAGGAUGCUCCAACUGCCAAUUACAAUCUUGAGAUCACAUUUGAGGAUGUGUGCUACCCAGGUACCGAGCUGGCCCCGUUCUCUUCGCUAUUUCUCGCCGCUUUUAACCGCUGGAUCACGGCAAGGCACCAUAGCAUCUCUUCCCGAUUAAGAAGGCAUCUAUUCGAGAAUUGCGGCCUAUGGAAAUCACUCGACGCUCUUGACCUCAUCUUCUUUGCUCGCAAUGGAUUUCUGUUCGAAUCCCUCGCUCAGGGGAUAUUUGAAAAGCUCGACCGCAAGGCAGCGACUUGGAACGACCGCUUCCUCUUGACCGAACAGGUCCAGAGCGUGUUUUCAUCUGCGCCACAGAUCGAGUCGCAUCGUCUUCGCAUGGUGGUCAGAAAGGAAAACCUCUUCUCCCGUUCCACCCACAAAGAUACGACGGGCAGAAAGACCGUCAACUCUCUCGAAAACGUGGAGGUGGAAUAUCGCCUCCCGUGGCCGGUCCUCAACAUAGUCCGGCAGGACUCUUUCGUCACGUAUCGCCGCGUGUUUACGUUUCUGCUACAGCUGCGACGCGCACGGUACCUCCUCGAGCGACUGAGCCUCCGGCGUCGGCCGGCAGAUGCGGAAGCGAAAGUAUUUUAUGCGCUGAAGCAGAGGCUGCUGUGGUUCUCCGGAGUGAUCGUUGGGUACAUCACAGACCUUGUUCUCCGCCCGCUCACGGCACUAUUGAAGCAGGAUCUGGGGAAGGCGGAUGACGUCGACGGGAUGGUGGCUACACACGCAGCCUUCAUCGAUAAGAUCAAGGAGCACUGUCUCCUCGGAACAAAGCUGGCGCCGAUCCACAAGGGAAUCAUCAGCAUCCUCAAUCUGGCCGUCAAGUUCAGCCGCGUCCACUCCGCUUUCCACAGUCAGAGCAGUGAGGAAACUUCGGCACCCGGCAAAGGCGGUAGGAUGAGGAGGAGACACAAGGGCCAGGACAGCUCCGACGAGGACGAUGAAGACGUUGGGUAUGAAGGGUCGGCGCCCGGUAGUCCGAGCAGCACCGGAAUGACUACCAUCCUUGGACGCGAGCUCGACGAAGACGAUGAGGAUGAGGACGAUGAUGAGCAAGCGAGGUAUAUGAAGAGACUGGGCGCCAUACACGAGGAGGUUCGCGGACUGGUCGGGUUCGUCAAGGAGGGCUUGCGUGGAGUCGCGAGAGCGGGUGUCAUGCCGCAUUUGGAGAUGUUGGCAGAGGCUUUGGAGGGGUAUGGUGCUGGCUGGAACGGGCCGGCGUGAGGUUCAAUUGAGCGGGCCUUUGGAUUCUCAUAUAGGUAGUGAUCGUUCGCUCCUCGUUCAAGAGUGCAAGGUCUUGAACACAGCAUGUGCAAAACAGAAACUCGAGUGCAAAAACAUGAAACCACAAACUUCGGUGAGG
Molecule: messenger RNA, 3149 nt
Organism: Tricharina praecox
Lineage: Eukaryota; Fungi; Ascomycota; Pezizomycetes; Pezizales; Pyronemataceae
Product: Spc98 family-domain-containing protein
Exons: 6
Coding region: 128-3010 (960 amino acids)
Biological process (GO): meiotic cell cycle; cytoplasmic microtubule organization; microtubule nucleation
Cellular component (GO): centrosome; spindle pole; gamma-tubulin complex
Molecular function (GO): gamma-tubulin binding; microtubule minus-end binding
Source: RefSeq, a predicted model, not a curated record